CGACACUAAUGUGAUACGGAGCAAGAUUAAAACGUACAUCGUUACUCAUGCAGCAGACCAAGCUGCUCUGUGUUAGGAUUAAACCGUGAUGUUUUUGUAAAAUCAAAUUGACGUGCAGAAUAAAAACAUAAGAUCAAAUUUUUCGUCUUAAAACCCGUCGAGGGGAGACUAUAUAGAGAAGAGAACAGGCUGCUCUUUUGUAACCUAAUCCUUGCCCUUCGGGCGUUUGAAUCGCCUAAAGCAAGAAUUCUUCCAGCCCUCCUCUUAUUUAGAGACGGACUGGAUUUCUUCUUAUAAGACUCGACGGUUUCAUCACAUUAGAAAAAGAAAGAGCCGGGCAAAGACGGAUAUAAAGGAAAAGACGACAAAACUGAUAUAAAACUGAGAUACAAUCUGAAAGGAGAAGAUUGUUUUAUGUCUUCGGUAUCCGUGUCCUCCCAGGUUUUACACAUUUGAACUCCACACAGCAAGAAAAUCAAGUCUGCAGUAUUCGGAUACAACUGGACUGCUAAAUUGUAAUAAUUUACCGAAACCCAAGAGAACGCAAGAUUCAGUGACUGCCAGACUCCUCGACCGGAACACAUCUGUCCUCCUAAAUGUUUGAAACGGAGGGAAGGAGUAUGUCCCGGGUGUCUAUGAGCCGCUCUCCAGUUUCCCCGAUGACUGCCCAGGGCAUCCCGUCCCCGGCCCAACUGACCAAAGCCAACGCUCCGGUCCACAUCGACGUGGGAGGACAUAUGUACACCAGCAGCCUGGGCACUCUCACCAAAUACCCAGAGUCUAGAAUCAGUCGUCUGUUUAAUGGAACUGAACCAAUCGUGCUGGACAGUCUGAAGCAGCACUACUUCAUUGACAGGGAUGGAGAUAUCUUCAGAUACAUCCUCAGCUUUCUCAGGACCUGCAAACUACUGCUCCCAGAGGACUUCAAGGACUUCUCCCAGCUGUACGAGGAGGCUCGCUUCUACCAGCUGACACCCAUGGUCCGGGAGCUGGAGCGUUGGCAGACAGAGCGGGAGGCCCAGAAGAGUCCGCCCUGUGAGUGCCUGGUGGUCCGAGUGACUCCCGACCUGGGGGAGAGGAUUGCCCUCAGCGGGGAGAAGGUGCUCAUCGAGGAGAUCUUUCCAGAGACCGGUGACGUCAUGUGUAACUCCGUGAACGCCGGCUGGAACCAGGACCCCACACAUGUCAUCCGGUUUCCGCUCAACGGCUACUGCAGGCUUAACUCGGUUCAGGUCCUGGAGAGAUUAUUCCAGAAGGGCUUCAGUGUGACGGCGUCGUGUGGUGGGGGCGUUGACUCCUCCCAGUUCAGCGAGUACGUUCUGUGUCGCGAGCUUCGCCGGGGUCAGUCAAUCGGCACCACCAUCCACAUCAAACAGGAGCCUCUGGACUAGGUCAGGACCAGGUCAGGACCAGGUCAGGACCAACCACCGAGAGACCCCUGGGAGAAGACCUUCAACACAGUUCGACACCCAGUGCUCGUCUUCAGCUCCGACCUACACAAAACGCUAACAAAGAGGCCUCUUUAUGCUUGGGAAUAUAAUGUACCAAUGGUGACGUUGAGUGGACGGUGAUAAUAUGAGGUCGGGAUUCUGUUGAGACUCUUGAGUCGUCCUGUAGGCAGGACACAACGGGGAUCACUACUCAGCUCUUCUGGAUCUAGUCUAAAGAUGGCCUCCUUUUCUCUGCUUGUGGGGAAUUCUUUCCACCGCCACUUCCAGCAGAGGUCUUGCCUCUGGGUCCAAGGCAAACGGUCACUCACCUCUGAGCUAUUGACAAGGAACAAAUAGCUCAGGUCCAACUUAGGUUUCAGUAGGAACUUAUAUUUAAAUCUAAAGAUGGAUCACUGGUGUGACAGAUUACCUUUGCUUCACGGACUUGGCUGCAUUUACAAUUCUGACCUUUUGCCCGAAAGUAGUAAAAAUGAUCAAUUAUUAAUGGUAAAAGAUCAGAAUUGGUUUACCUGUGUAAAUGCAAUGAAAAAUGGACCUGGGGUCUCUUAAAAGGAUAUUGAUCGCUGUCAUGAUAAAUAUUUCCAUGAUCAUGAAAACAGGUUUUGUAUGUGAGAAUAUGGUGCUAAACUGCACAUUAUUUAAAGAUUUUUAUAACCGCAAUUACAAUAAUUCAUAUUUACAUUGUUUGCUUAAUGUGAGUAAAAAAAAAUGCAUUUGUAUAGUUGUAUUAAUAAAAGG
This is a messenger RNA of Esox lucius (northern pike), 2189 nucleotides long. Its product is annotated as BTB/POZ domain-containing protein kctd15. Gene Ontology annotation, biological process: protein homooligomerization. The record is from RefSeq and is a predicted model, not a curated record. The transcript is spliced from 6 exons. Gene Ontology annotation, molecular function: protein binding. Lineage: Eukaryota; Metazoa; Chordata; Actinopteri; Esociformes; Esocidae. The coding region runs from base 597 to 1391 and encodes 264 amino acids.